AUGCCAUGUAUGUAUUUUUCAGGGGUUGAUAGCAGUGCUAUCACCAUCGAUGAUCCUAGCAACCAUUGCAUUAUAAUAAAUCCAGAACUAUAUGGUAGAGUCCACAAUAACAAGGAAGAAAAUGCAAGAAUUUUUUUGGAUACUCACUUAUUAAGGAUUCGAAGUAAAAGAAGAGAGCGAAAACCCUCCUCAGGGAGAUUAGUGCCCAAGAGUAAGGCAUCCAUAGACGUAGGGAAUAGGCCUUCUAUGUCUAUUCUUGCGUAUACCAGCCGUGGGUUAGUUACUGCGGAAUUCAGGGAAAUGAGUAGUGAUGAAUUCAAAGGUACCUACCUUGCCCCGCUUGAUAAUGCUCUUAGAGAAUCAGGUAUCAGGAGUCGACUUUUAGCAGAAGACUAUCGUUAUUCAUUCGGAGAUGCAAUGCAUGUGGAACAAGCUAUCCAGCAGUACUUUAAUGGGAAAAUAGCUGAUCAACUUAAUGAUCUUUUUCACGACGUUGGUGAUAUAGACAACUAUUUUGGAAGUCCAUCAAUAAUAAGACCGCCAUUGGAUCAACGAAGAAUAGUACAACCUGAUAUCAUUCAUAUGAUAAAUAAAUCGGAUUCAGAUAUACAAGAUCCCGAAGUUGUUUUCGGGAUAGGUGAUUACAAAACGGGAAUCUAUAAGAUGACAGAAGGAUUUGAAGAAUUGAAGGCAGCUAUAGAGAGUCAAAUCGAGAAUUUGCUGAACCAAAGAAGAUUGAGGCUGCAAUCCAGUGUGAACUUUUUUCCAGAUAGGGAGUGGACGCCUAGGGUAUUAUUUGCUUUGGUUUUAAGGAAGUAUAUAUAUCAAGCUUUCCUCUGUGGAACCGACAGGAUUUUUAUUUCAGAUCACCAAACAUUCUCAGGGUUCUUUAAGUAUGAAAUUAUGGAUGACAAGAUGUCUAUAGACUACUAUGUCAUUAAUGAUCCAGAAACUGUUGAGCAUGGCAUUACUUUGAGGUCGGCAAUAGCCGGAUUUUUCUAUAAGAAUGAGGAUGAUGCGAUUGAUACAAAGGGCAGGUUGAAGAAAACUUUCGAAGUGGCCAGGAAAACUGAAGAACUGGAUCCGUUUUUGAAUGUUUUGCCUAAAACUUCUUAUGGAUCUCCAGGAAAAUUAUCGGAUAGUGGGAUUUCAAGUAAGUUAGCAAGUAAGUUAGAUCCGGUAAAAGAAAACGACGAUAGUGAUAACUUUGAUAACUUUGAUGGCAUUGAUGGUAACACAUAUUGUCGAGUUAUAUACGAUGCUGCAGAGUUUUAUCCUGAUUUGAAACUCCCAUCCCCUGUUUUUGUCAAAUUAUACUAUUAUUCUAGUCGGUUGUGGGAAGAGAAUGAUUUGAUAUGUUUGGAGAUACCAGAGAAAAAGGGCUACUAUGGCAUGUUCUUCAAUGAACUUGUAAUCAACGAAAAAAUUGCUAGUUCUCAAUUUGCUUCUAAUUUCCCAAAGCUCCUAGUCUCAGGUUACUGGAACGGGCUUUCUGAUCAUCCGAUGCAUAUAUUUGAAUACCUAGGGAAGGAGGUCCCAGAAGAAAAGUGGAAUAACAAAGAAGUGUACAAAGUUAUCAAGUCAAGACUCGAAGAGCUUCAUCUGAUAGGAAUCUCGCAUAAUGAUAUUAGGCUAGCCAACAUUCAUGUGUCUGUUUCUGGUAAGAUAUCUUUGAUAGAUUUUGGAUUAUCGGACUGCACAAAUAAUGAAGAACACAAGAAGAAUGAUUUUGAGACUCUUGACUACAUAUUGAGAGCAAAUGGUUCUAAUGACUGUUAUAAGCAUGCCAAUCGAUUUAAUAGCGAAGCUAUAUCUGCUGAUAGAGCAGACGAAGAUGACAAAUAUGGAAAUGAUAGUAAUUCUUCUAGUGAAGAAGUAUUUGAUGAAAGGAGUUCAGGAACUUUUGGUACCCGAACAACGAUAGAAGAUAUUGCUUCAAAGUCAUCACAAAGAUAA
This is a messenger RNA of Debaryomyces tyrocola, 1956 nucleotides long. NCBI's taxonomy places the organism in Eukaryota, Fungi, Ascomycota, Pichiomycetes, Serinales, Debaryomycetaceae. The record is from the annotation of a GenBank genome assembly.